ACAACUGGCAUCGCUGGCUUCGAUAGCGUUACCGAUACGAAAGAAAACAUAUUGUGAAUAGUUCUGGCCUGCGGAAAGUCCAUUUUCUUCGUAUAGAAUACACAAAACAAUCUAUUUAUGCUAAUAUAUUUUCACAAUUUGUUGUCAACAAUGACUUACAUCGACAAGAAAAUUGAUGUCUAGAUGCGAAUACAUAGAAAAGUUCCCAUAUAUACUAUGAACGAAUGAUUGCUAAAUUAUCAAACAAAUCGGUCGACGAAAUAGAAGAAACGAACUACACCACCGACUUAUAGUUUCCAUUGGACCAUAGUUCGAGCAUUCACCAAAAAUUGAAACAAGUUAUCCGGGAAGCGGAUUGAAAAUGAGCGCUAAUACGAAAACGGAUACCAAAGGUUGUCUGUUUGCUCUGCUGUAUUCUGUGGGUUCCUUUGGAUUGGCAUGCGCAAGCCUGUGGGAUUUAAAGUCCGAUGACCGAAUCACAGUACAGAAAGGGGCGCUGCUUAUCACUCUGGGCUUCGUAUAUUUUAUAACCCUCACUGAGCUGCUAAAUAAGCUGAUCCUGCAGACAAGCCUUGGAUUGAAUUUAGUCAAGAGGUAUCGAUUAAGGAUUUCUGAUGUAUUGGACAUUUCCAACAAAAUCGUUUCAGCGGUCCAAGCAACAUUUUCCUGCGUAGCGGGAUUUUUCGUUUGCAGAUGGUCAUGUCCGCGAAAUUUUCUCCAAGCAUCGCAUUUCCUUUCCGAGUCGUACGCCUGGUUCGCAGCGUCCUAUUUUAUUUAUGAUAUCUGGUCUAUGUAUAAAGUGUACGCGGCUGAAACAUCUAACAGAAUUAUGGUUAAACUAGGACUUAGCAGCGAUGGCACUGCAAAAAGUGGAAAAGUAAGCAACGAUACAGUAGUGGAUUCAGCCAACGAGGACGCCCAAACACAACCUUUUUCCGACAUUCCAAGUAUUAGUAAUGGAACUCUGAGUUUUUUACUGCCAAGCAAAAAGGGAGUUCCUACUUUCGCACGGUAUAUAAUAAACCAUAAGCUGAUGGUUUUUCAUCACCUAUUUAUCGGUUCUUAUGGUUUAGCUGUAAUUGCGUUUCUUCGCGGUGGGCUAGGUGACUGUGUGUUCGGUUUUAUGUAUAUGAUGGAACUUUCCACGCCGUUUGUAUCAUUCCGUGGUAUUUUGAGCAUUAUGGGACUAAAGGAAAGUAGAGUUUAUGUAGCCAAUGGUUUGCUGAUGCUUUUCACCUUCUUCUGGUGUCGUGUGUUUUUGAUGCCUUACGUAUGCUACUAUUAUAGCCAAGUAGUUAAUUUACCGUUUUUCGAGGCGCUAUGGCGACUUCCACGAGGAUGUAAAAUAAGCAUUUUUGCAUUAUUCAUACCACAACUAUAUUGGUUCCGGUUGAUGGUUAGAGGAGCAAUCAAAGUUUUCUUCCGCAACAAAAAGACUACCAAGAUUGAUGCCACUUCAAAUGGUUCAACAAGUAAUACUACCGGCAUAAAACCGUCACAAUCCAAAGAUAGCGAAAUAAGAUCAUUGAUGUAAACAUUAUUUUGUGGAAGGAUAAAAGUUUUACUUGUUAUAUUCAUUCAUUUUUUACAAGCUGUUUAUUUUUCGUACAUCAUGUACAGCGAAACUAUAGCAUGGUCGACUUUUAGUGAAUCGAUCUAGCGUUGGAUCAUGAUAGAACAACAUGGAAUAGCUGGUAUGUGUGAGCUUGAUUAGUGUUUGAGGAUUUUCUCAAUUUACUAGUCAUAAAAUUAGGCACAUUUGUGCGCUGUUGAGAAUCUUCCACACUAGAAUGUAUGUUAAAGACAAGGCUAAUGGAACAUGCUCGGGCCUUCCCAUCAAAGGAUGUUUUUCUAGCAUAUUCAUCGUUAAAGUUCAAACUAAUGGACUAUUAUAGGAGUUUUACAUUUUUGUCGGUUUAAUUAGUGAUAAGAACAUAUUGGUUACCCGUGAUGUAGUAGAUUAUAACGAAAAAAACGAACUGAAAUAUUUCCAAUCUAAUCCCAUCAGAAAAAAUACGUUGCUUGUAGUUAUAAAAGUGAGAAACAAAGGAGAAAUUCGUUUCGGAACCUACAAUUUUCAAUCAACCACGUUUUGCUUUGUCGUUCCUUAAUUUCAGUUCGAAUCGUCGGUUGAAUGGAGCUCCUGUUCCCAGAUGGGAAUCCCUAACUAUAUGACAGAUGUUUGUAAACUGUUGUGUAGCAUGACUAAUAGUUGUGAAUCAAAGAUUCAUGCUCGUUAACUUUUAACUUUAUUUUCUUUCUUCAUUUUUAAUAGCUAUGCUCAGUCCCGGAAAACUAAAGAUUAGCUUGAAUUAUUUGGUAGAUUACUUAUUGACUUCAUCAACAGGAAACAGGAUAACGAAAUUAUGCCCUCAUAAACCCAUAAACGAUGUCAUUAGGAUGAACCUAGUUGAAUACGAAUGAUGAUCGACCUCUGAACGAAAAAAAAAUUAAAUAUAUUUUCAAUGUCUAUUGUCUUAUCGGCCAAAGUAUCGCACUUUUAGGGCAACAGUGGGGCACUAAAAAGUCACGUAUUUCCAAGACUAGCAACGUUGUAUUUUUUCAGUAUUAUUUCACUAUACAUGUAGAACACAUAAUUGAUUUGACUUAAAUUUAUCACUACUUUCCGAUUUCUGAUACUGAAAUAUUCCGAUAGCUACAGAAUCGCCCAAUGGAUGGAUGGGUUCAAAAUUAUUUUUCCGAACACAAGAACGACGAACGGUUUUUCAUGGAAACAGUAAAUUUAUCGUCAUAAAACUACAAAAAUGUAUACAGAUAUAAUCAAAAAGCACGUGACCGUUAAAUGUUAUUGAAAAAUAUAUUUGAACUAUUUUUGUUGCAAUAUACAUAUGUUCAGAAAAGCAUACAAUAAGGAGAAUGGAAAAGAUAACGUUUAUAAAAGGUUUGAGAAUGCCAUAAUACGGCAAUAAACAAUCUUUAAUGAAAAA
This is a messenger RNA of Toxorhynchites rutilus septentrionalis, 2948 nucleotides long. RefSeq names its product TLC domain-containing protein 3A. Gene Ontology annotation, cellular component: membrane; endoplasmic reticulum. The transcript is spliced from 6 exons. NCBI's taxonomy places the organism in Eukaryota, Metazoa, Arthropoda, Insecta, Diptera, Culicidae. The coding region runs from base 362 to 1534 and encodes 390 amino acids. The record is from RefSeq and is a predicted model, not a curated record. Gene Ontology annotation, biological process: lipid homeostasis.